Drosophila pseudoobscura is the source of this 4621-nucleotide messenger RNA. RefSeq lists its product as uncharacterized. The record is from RefSeq and is a predicted model, not a curated record. The transcript is spliced from 5 exons. The coding region runs from base 125 to 4156 and encodes 1343 amino acids. NCBI's taxonomy places the organism in Eukaryota, Metazoa, Arthropoda, Insecta, Diptera, Drosophilidae.
UUCUGUCGUUAUAUGUUGCUUUACACAUUCGAACAGAUGUAUACUCGUAUUCUGUGCUUUCAGGACAGUGUAGGAACGAUUCCUUGUGAUUCGGAUUUGUCUGACAAAUAAUCCACAAGCAGCCAUGGAAAAUGAGCAGGAGGAGUUUGGACACAGACAUGCACACAUGCAGCAUACACACCAUCCACGAGUUUCCAUGUCGUACGGAAAUGUGGGUCAGAAUCCGGACCAGGAGACCCAUGGCGGCCCUGCGUAUACUCUAUACUCCAUAUAUGAACAGCCGCGUGAUAGUUACAUGCUAAUGGGCCCAUACAUGUCGACGCCCGCCGAGUCGAUUAGUAGCCGUGCUACCACGUUCCAGUCCCACACACCGCCUUCCUAUACGGCCCUGGUGGCAUCACAUCGCGAAAUAGCCAGCUCAAGCUAUAGGACGAGUUCUGGUCGAUGCGACAAGUGCAGUUCUGUCACAACUUUGUGCCGCUGUCAGGUGUCACCUGCGGCCAGCACCAGUCGGUACGCAGACCAGGUGCAUUCCACUCAGAGCCUGCCUCAAGAGUCACCGCCUCAGUUCUUUGAGCUGCCCUCAUCGUCGACAUCGACUGGGUCGACUCUGCCAACGACGACGGUUAACUCCGGUCCCGGACUCAUUCCAAAUCCCAAACAACAGAAGACUGAAACACUGAGGGAGCAUUUGUCGUUGCAACAGGACAAUGACAAUGAGAAUGAAAAUGCAAAUGCACAUGCACAUUCAGUGGUGGCCUCUGCCUCUGGCAACGGCACUUGGCCAGCUGCAGCCAUUGAAGACCACGCAAUGGAUGCCUCCGCAGUGGUUUACGAGAUGCCCUCCAGUUCGCUGCUGAGCAUCAGCCCCUUUGAGGCCAGUAGUAGCAAUAUUCCCCAGAGCUCUGGUCUUUCCAGUGCCUACGAUGAUGUGACAUCCAGUGCUUCUGAUACAGAGCACGUUCAGUUUGCAAACACUCGCACUACCAAUACGACUACAACCACGUCGGCGUUACAGGCUCACAAGAAGAAGGCAAUGCAGGCAGCAAAUCGCUCCGGAAACGGAAGCGGCAACGGCAACGGGGAUGCUUCUUCCUCCUCUUCGGCCACUGAACUAGACGCCACACCGAGCACUAGUGCCCAAGCUCGGCGACAGCAGACAAAUUUAUUUAAUAGCUACCAGCAGCUCGCGAACGUCUUGGAGCCUGAGAACGAUAGUAGCGAUGAUGGCUGGGAUCUUCGCAUGCGUAAUCGUCCUCCCCAAUCAAAACCGGCUGAACCUGUUGUACGGGGCAACAACACCAACAAAAACCUGACUGAUCGGCAUACAGAUCAUAACUACUACAAUAGCCGCAGAGAUGUGUCGACGAGGGCGCCUCCAGAUAGCACUUUUGUGUCCGGCGCUUCUUGUUCUACGGCGACACACACAACCUGCAGUGUGGAUUAUGGGACUAGAGAUCUGUGCGGGGCUCUUCGACCGCCUCAGAGAUCGUCUGAUGCGUCUGCUGCUGAUGCUCUGUCUCCGUCCACUACAUCGGAUCAGGAGCAAGAGCAUCAGCAGCAGGAGCAGGGGCAUGGGCAACAACAGGAGCAGCAGCAGCAGGUGCAGCAGCAGAGACGGAGACAAGAAACCACAGGCCAACGAAGCUCCCAUGGCGCCAAUGUAAACAGUGGUAUUAUUCGAAAUCGUGUGCGUUCCAUUGACGAAAUUGCGCAUCCACCCAGAAAACAACCGCGCUUGGAGGUUCAAGGAGCAUCCUCUUCCCACUCCACCACAAAACUGUCGCCGACGAACUUUAAUUCCUUUUUGCCGGGCAGGACAAGGCAUCCCACCUAUGCCGAGCCCGCGAGUAGCUCCUUACAGCAGACCUCACAGCAGACGCAGCAGCCCUUGAACGGAUCUUGCGUGAUUACCUAUGUGGGUAGACCAAGAGAGAGGCAGUCCCCUGGGGAGACCCAGAAUCAGGCUUCCACUUCCACGGGCAGGCGUAACAAUUUGAACCGCGGUGAUGUUGUGCUCACUGCUCCAGAUCUGCAACUGGACGAUUGGUCAUCCGACUCCAAUGAUGACGAUGUGGUGUUUGUGCACUCGACACGAGAGCCAAUACUCUCGAUUGAUUUGACAUCUGAUGAUGAUGCCGCCGUUAAUGAAACACAACAGCAGCGAGCCCGGGAAUGGGCACGGGAACAUGAGCAUAUGUGGGAACAGCCACUUGCAGCCCUGGAACGACGUCCCAUUUUCAACUAUGCCUACUCCAUUCCAUACCCUCGAAGGGACCGCCGGACAGAGCCGAGCAAUGCUGGCACCUCAUUUGGCUUCUAUAGCGGAGGGCUGCCGGAUCGAACGGCCAUUACCGAUCACAACUACAGCUACGAUCAUAAUCAUACGCAAGCACCCGCCCCGCUGAUGGAAGAGCCCGGUCCGGCAGCGAGUAACUAUUUUCCUCGUCAAACUGCAGGUUGCACUCCUCGGUGUCCCACCCUGGACUCGCAGCGGUACUUUCAACCGAUCACUCCUCCAUCCAUGUGGCUCUUUGGAGCGGCGCCAGAGACCACGCCCACAGAGGGCUACAGUCGUAUGCCCAGAGCCGCCCCCACUACGACUUCUGGCUCCGCCGAGCAAUCGAGCCAGCAGUCACAACGUAGACGCACUAGUCCAGCAAACGUCUACCAUCGUUAUCAGCCGUAUUACGUGCCUCACUAUGCGAUCACUCCACUGCCCACAGUAAUGGAAGCAGUGUAUUCGCCCACCCAUCCACAUGGUCCGCAGCCCCCAAAUCCGCAUCCACAUCCACAUCCGCAUCCGCACUAUCAGGGCGGACAAGGCGGUAGCAGCCGGAGCUCGUUAAGUGGCGCUAUGAGUGCUGCCGCUGUGGCGGCAACAGCGGCUGCGGCCCAAGCUCAAUCCUUCAGCGAGCUCCUGUCCCUGGCCAGUGUUCACAAUGAGACAGAAACCAGCAUGGAUAAUCGGUUGGAUAGAGGCCAAUCACCUCUCCCCAUCGUGCCCCGAGCCCAUCCCAUGGCCCAUGCUAUAAAUGCCGCCUCAUCUGUCGGCUUGGUGAGCCAGCCACCGCCUGUGGCAACGACUAAUGGUAAUCUGGCAGCUGCUGGUGUCUCGCCUCCUCCGCCGCUGGAAAUGUAUUCGGGUCGAUCCACCAUUCCCUACUGUGGCUCCCCGCCUUUCAGCGUGCGACGGUCGGAGGCAGCGUACAGCAAUCGGCAGCAUUAUCAGCCGCAGCCGCAUCAAGGUCAUCAGGCCCCACAAAAUCAAAUGCACGCGCACAUACAUCCCCCUCAUCGAGCAAGUGCCAUUGUGGCCACCUCGCUGACACCGGCGCCGCCAUAUCCGGUACAUCAGAAUCUGUGGUAUCGCCAGCAGAGCAUGCAGGAAAUGCACCGUCGCCACAUGACGCCCACGCCCAUUGAUCUCUCCUCGAAUGCUCCCAUUUUGACCAGCAGUCUGCGGACCCGCUACCUGCACAGCAUUUGCAAUUGCGUGCAUGCCAGGAACGGCCCGGUCUCUAGCUUGGAUCCGGCCUACUAUCCGCCCUACGAUGGCAAUGCCAGUGCUGCGGCUCCGUCCCAGCAGAUACCUUCCAGUGGUGGCCAGGCCACGACCGUAUCCGUUGCCCAGCCACAGCACUCUCAGUCAAACUUGCGACAUAUGCAAGUGCAGCACCAGCAGCCUCAGGCCCAGCAGCAGUCCCCGCCGGUUCUGCAGCAUCUGCAGCGUCAGCGUGCGAUCCAUCAUCAUAUGUUCCACCAUCAUUACUCGCCGCUGCAUUUGGAAAUUGGACUUGCAACGCCGCUGUCGCUCGGCUCACGGAUAGUGAUUGGAGCAGCACGUCCAAAUCGGGGGGCCACUUUGGAAACAAUUGAGCGCAAUACCUUGCCCCACAAGUACCGGCGUUUGCGUCGACCCAGCGAAUCAGACGAGGACGCGGAGAAGUGUGCUAUAUGCUUGUCUCUGUUCGAGAUCGAGAACGAUGUGCGCCGCCUUCCCUGUAUGCAUCUAUUUCAUACCGAUUGCGUUGAUCAAUGGUUAGUCACCAAUAAACACUGCCCGAUUUGCCGAGUCGACAUCGAGACCCACAUGGCGAAUGACGCACUCAACUCCAGUGGGGUCACUGAUGCCGCCAAUGCCGCCGCCUUAUGACAUUGUGUGCAUGGAAUCUUCAUGUAAAACUGAACUUUGGACUGAGUUCGCCGGGCCAGCGUUAACUAACAUCGUUAUAUUGCAAAACUAAUUACAAAAAAACACAUUCGAAAAACACUUAAAAAAUGUUAAAUACCCAAUCCCCCACUCCCGACGACACUACGACAAUUGUAGCUGGCGGAACACUAAGAAAAUUUUCAGUGUCGUGUUUGAAUAUCAAAAAAGCUAUGUCUCUCUCCCCCCCCAAAACCUUUUUAGAGUAAAAUUAUUUUAAGUGUUUUUGGCUUUUAAUUUACUAUAAAUAUGUACAAAUUAUCCACGUUUUGUGAAACAAAAUUCUUGUGAUAAGAAUUUCAUAAAUGCUUAAAUUGUUAUAGCAUAGAACCCCAGCCCCCCAUAGAGCAUUUCAAUUUUUAAGACGACAAACGAUUAUGAUUUAGUAAAAUAUUAUAUUGUUUAACUCAA